Molecule: messenger RNA, 610 nt
Organism: Poecilia reticulata (guppy)
Lineage: Eukaryota; Metazoa; Chordata; Actinopteri; Cyprinodontiformes; Poeciliidae
Product: protein LBH-like
Source: RefSeq, a predicted model, not a curated record
CACAUGAGGCGGGCCCCGGAGCAGCAGCAGGUUUCUGUCUGAUCUCCUGUGGGUUUUUGCAGCUUCAGCUUCAUUUCCAGUUUUUUCCUGCGGAUCAAAGAUCAAACGCUUCCUGAACUCUGAUUGGCUGAGAUGACCAACCAGGUGAUGAACACCUGCGACUCGGCGGUGGGCGGAGCUCCGCCAGAGGAAGCAGCUUCUCUACAGGUGUUUCCGGACUCUACUGAGCGCGCUCCAAAGCUCUGCCGGCGGCUGCCCUCCAUCGUGGUGGAGCCCAGCGACGCAGACCAGGUGGAGAGCGGCGAGCUCCGCUGGCCUCCUGAUGAUGUCAGCGAUGAUGUCACGCAGCGCCACCAGCAGGCGGCAGGGCGACCCAUGGAGGGGGCGGAGCCUCCGGAGCUGGUGAUGGGCGGAGUCUGACAGCUCCAGUUUUCCCCAGGUGAAGAGGCGGAGCUAACACACCUGAGAUGAUUGGACGGCUGACCUCUGAGGACUCAUGAUAAAAAAACUUUUGAUGUAUUCAUUUUAUUUUUAUUGGUAUUUUUUGAAGAAACAUCUCCUGAUUUAUUCUAAAUCGUAUUUUUCACAGAUCAAUAAAUAGUUUGAUGAA